Molecule: messenger RNA, 2717 nt
Organism: Salvia splendens (bonfire salvia)
Lineage: Eukaryota; Viridiplantae; Streptophyta; Magnoliopsida; Lamiales; Lamiaceae
Exons: 8
Coding region: 511-2502 (663 amino acids)
Biological process (GO): lipid catabolic process
Source: RefSeq, a predicted model, not a curated record
UUUUUUGGUUUUUCUUUGUUUUCUUUUUCUGUUGAGUAUUCUUUGUGCAAGCACUCAUUUUUAUAUGCCUCAGAAUCGGGUUGUUCAGGGCUUUUCUUUUCGAGGUUUUAAUCAUGUUCAGGUUAAUUUCCAUUAGCAAUUUUUUGGGUUUUUGCAGUUUUGUGGGGGUAAUCUUGUGGGGUUAGUAUUUGUUGUUUUUCUGUGAUUAAUGUUUCCAAUUGCAAUGGUUAAAUAAUUUUGAGAAAGGGUCUCGAUCGUUUUCUUUUAAAAGUUUUUCGAUUUCGAAAGAAUUAAUAAGGUUUGGAUUUUUCUGCUGUUCUAGUAUUAGAUACACAUUUUUUAAAAUUAAAUUGUGGUUAUUCAGGGAAUGGGAAGUUGUCUAUAAUAAUUUCAUUUUUCGGCAGUUGUAAUUUUUGUUUUUGUUGGUGGAUUUGUUGUUAUUGAAAUCGAAUUGAGACUUGAUGAAGAGUGAAGAUUUCUGCUUUCCUCACAUCCUUGUACAUUUUAUCUAUGGACUCGAGAAUCAUGGCGACAGCCACAAUGGCUACAGCAGCUGGUGCUGCUGCACUUUUGUAUUAUACAUUAAAUAAGAAACUACAAUCAAGUCCAACAACUGGUGAUGAGGAUGAAGAAAAUGGAAGGGAGAUACAAGUUCAUGCCCCACUAGGUAUUGAAAGAGUUUCUCAUAGACUUAUACAAGCUCCUGCGACCUGGCUAGAGACCAUUUCAACUCUUUCGGAGACCCUUAGAUUCACUUAUUCAGAAACUUUGGGGAAGUGGCCGAUUGGUGAUUUGGCUUUUGGCAUAAGCUUUCUCUUGAAAAGGCAGGGAAAUUUACAAGUUGGCCGUGUAUUUGGAGGUAGUGAUAGUAUACGGCUUAAAGGACCUGAAAUUGCUGCAGAUCUCAGAUAUCUUCUAUAUUUGCUCACUCUCUGUUGGCAUUUCUCAAAGAAACCAUUUCCUAAGUUUCUGGAAGAGACUGGCUAUUCUCAAGAAGACGUUAUCCUUCAAGAACCUAAAGCUGGAAUUUUGAAGCCAGCCUUCACUGUCUUGAUUGACCACAAAUUAAAAACUGUCCUAUUGCUGAUUCGUGGAACUCACAGUAUAAAGGACACUUUGACAGCUGUUACUGGAGCUGUUGUACCAUUCCAUCAUUCAGUGGUCUGUGAGGGAGGAGUCAUCAACCUAGUUCUAGGUUAUGCACAUGGUGGAAUGGUUGCAGCUGCUAGAUGGAUUGCAAAGCUUUCAACUCCUUGUCUUCUCACUUCGCUUGCUAAGCACCCUGAUUACAAACUUAAGAUCAUAGGACAUUCUCUUGGUGGCGGUACAGCUGCCCUUUUAACAUAUAUUUUGCGAGAAACACAUGAACUAUCAACUGCUACCUGUGUUGCGUUUGCUCCAGCUGCUUGUAUGACAUGGGAACUGGCCGAGUCUGGUAAUGACUGCAUUAUCUCUGUAAUAAAUGGAGCUGAUUUAGUGCCUACAUUCUCGGCUGCAUCAGUAGAUGAUUUGCGUGCUGAGGUAACAGCAUCUGCUUGGGUGAAUGAUCUGCGGAAUCAAAUCGAACGUACCAGAAUACUUAGUACAGUUUAUCGUUCUGCUUCAGCGUUGGGUUCUCGUCUUCCUUCCAUGGCAAGUGCUAAAGCCAAAGUAGCUGGUGCUGGUGCAAUCCUACGUCCAGUCUCCAAUAGUACGCAGGUCGUCAUGAAGAGAGCUCAGAGUAUGGCUCAAGCCGCUUGGUCCCGCCCGGCCCUCCGGUCAUGGUCUUGCAUAGGCCCUCGUCGCAGAGUUACAGCAGCUGAGAUGAGUUGCAAUGUAACUGAAGACCCUUCAGAGUCUUCCGUUUCUCAGAGAGACGCGUCAGAGGAGCCACUUAUCGAAACAAUUGAAGAAACAACCUCACUUGUUGAAAACUUGACCCUUCCCGUAUCUUCACCAGAUGGAAGAGACAAGCAUAAGAUUGACUUCACAAUUAAUACCGGAGUUGAAGAUUAUGACGAUAUCAUGGACCCUGAGAAGUUUCAAGAUCGGAUGACAGAGGUAGAGUUGUGGCAGCAAAUAGAGCGCGAGCUUUAUAAACACUCAGAAUCAGAUGAGGAACGUGAUAAUACAAUCAAAGAAAUCCGGGAAGAGGAGGAAGCCGCCAUCGCUGAGGUAAGUGACCCUCAAUCUCAAGCCUCAGUUCCUAACACGAUGGAGGUGCAUAGAUUUUUUCCCGCUGGCAAGAUAAUGCACAUAGUGACGCUAGUUUCUGAUGAGCCGGAACGAGAAAGAGAUGGUGAAGUUUCCUCCAGUGACUCGGACAGUAGCCCGGAGGAAAACACAGAAGUUGCAAUCUUUCUCACUCCGAGGUCACUAUAUAGUAAACUAAGGCUCUCACAGACCAUGAUUGCUGAGCACUUCAUGCCUGUAUAUAGACGAGAGAUGGAAAAGCUGAUAAGAGUACUUGAAAACGAAGGUGGGGGGUCGGAUACCCAUAGUCGAGUCGAAGAAGCUCGUUAGGGCAUCCGUUGCCGAACUCUCUUUUUAACACCACUAGGUAGGAAAAAUGUGCAUUUUGUAGGGAUGAUUCUUGGUUUCUUUGCUGCAAAAUAGCCACAUAUAGUUCUUUGUAUAGAACUCCAUGUGUUUGGCUGAAUGCAUUUGAUCUAUUUUGACUGCAUUUUCUGCCCUUUUUUAGUAGGCAAAUAAAUAGAAAGUUUCUGCCUCUUUUAUUA